AUGAAAUCUAGUAAAAAUCUCAACUCGCCAACCCAAAAAGAUGCAAGGAGAACUACCACUUCAGGUGCAAAUGACAAGUUGAAGGCUUCAAAUUUUUCAGCUUCACUAUUGAGGAUUGGCAAUUGGCAGUAUGUGUCAAUUUUUCAAAACGGUCUGGUGGCGAAGUGUUACUUUGCAAAGCAAAAACUUGUGUGGGAGGUUCUUGAAGGUGGUCUCAAGAGAAAAAUUGAAAUUCUGUGGUCUGAUAUUAUAGCUCUGAAGGCAACUUAUAGUGAUAAUGGCCAUGGCACAUUAACUAUAGUGUUGGCUAGGCUACCCAUCUUCUUCAAAGAGACCAAUCCACAACCGAGAAAAUGUACUAUUUGGAAGCCAACUUCUGAAUUCAACUGUGGGGAAGCUAGCAAAAAUAGGAAGCAUUUUCUACAAUGCUCUCCAGGUGUGUUAAACGAGAACUAUGAAAAGUUGAUCCAGUGUGACAGGCGUCUUUAUAUUUUGAGCCAACAACUCGAGAUAGUUAUGGAUUUGCCAUAUUUUGAAGCACAUGCUCCUACUUUUGAAUAUCCAGAAGAAUUCAGAGGUCGUGAAUUUGAUCAAGUGGUUGCCGCUCAAGGAUAUUCUCCCUCUAGCUUCCAGGAUGUAGAAUUAGCAACUACCACACAAUCACCUCCUUUAAUUUCCGGACAGAUAUCUUGUGACUGCUAG
This is a messenger RNA of Olea europaea var. sylvestris, 702 nucleotides long. RefSeq lists its product as uncharacterized. Lineage: Eukaryota; Viridiplantae; Streptophyta; Magnoliopsida; Lamiales; Oleaceae. Bases 1 to 702 code for a protein of 233 amino acids. The transcript is spliced from 4 exons. The record is from RefSeq and is a predicted model, not a curated record.